CGGUAGGCUGUUGCUUUUGCUUGCUCCAGUGUCCGCCCGCCUCUCUCUGUCGUCUCGUCUGCUUUCUUUCUUUCUUUCUUUCUUUCUUUCUUGGCGAGCAUCAUCUCUUAUAUGGUCCCGAUAGUAAUAAACUAUUCUCUUUGGGCUCCUCCGUUCCUUGUAAUUGCAUAGAGUAAGAUUAAGUUGGGAAGAAGAGGAGAAAGCAGCAUCUGGGUUUGUAUUCAGAAACUUGGUACUUUCUCAUCAAUCGGAGCAGCAGCAGUGACUCUCUCUCCGAUGUCUUUCCGUUCUUUCUUCUGUUGCCGAACGAUUCUCGACCGGAGUGAACAUGGGAGGAAGAAUGCAACGAAUUGGAGGGUGUUCUCGCUGAAGGAGCUGCAUUCUGCUACCAACAGCUUCAAUUAUGACAACAAGCUCGGUGAAGGGGGGUUCGGCAGCGUCUACUGGGGCCAGCUCUCGGACGGUUCACAGAUCGCUGUAAAAAGACUCAAAGUUUUGAGCAACAAGGCCGAACAAGAAUUUUCUAUUGAGGUUGAGGUUCUGGGAAAAGUAAAGCAUAAGAACCUCCUGAGUCUACGGGGUUCUUGUGCCGAGGGGCAGGAACGCCUUAUAGUGUAUGACUACAUGCCCAACUUGAGUUUACUCUCACAUCUUCACGGAACGCACUCUGCUGAGUGCCUUCUCAACUGGGGCAGGCGAAUGUCGAUAGCUAUCGGAUCGGCUGACGGAAUUGCUUAUCUCCACCACCAUGCAACACCUCAUAUAAUCCACAGGGACAUAAAAGCAAGCAAUGUCUUACUAGAUUCAGACUUUCAGGCACGUGUUGCCGAUUUUGGAUUUGCAAAACUCAUUCCUGACGGCGCAACUCAUGUUACUACAAAAGUAAAAGGCACUCUCGGAUAUCUAGCCCCUGAAUACGCAAUGUUUGGAAAGGCCUCAGAGAGUUGUGAUGUUUACAGCUUCGGAGUACUUCUUUUAGAGCUCGCUAGUGGGAAAAGACCCAUUGAAAAUUUAAGUCCCACACAGAAGCUAGCAAUAAGUGAUUGGGCUCUUCCUUUGGCGAGGGAGGGGAGGUUCAGUGAAAUAGCUGAUCCAAAGCUAAACGGUAACUACGUUGAGGAAGAAUUGAAGAGAUUAGUGCUUGUCGGGCUUGUUUGUACACAGAGUAAGCCGGAAAGGCGGCCCACAAUGCUUGAAGUAGUGGGCUUGCUGAAAGGGGAGUCAAAGGAGAAGGUAUCAAGUUUAGAAAGUGACGAGAUGUUUAGGCUGGAACCGACAGUGUGCUCGCAGAAAACAUCUGGUCUAGAUGACAGCUCAGAUUGUAUGUCUAAGGAUACUGGGGUGGAUGUGAAACAAGAAAUCGAUUCGCUCGCUGAAACAGCAUUGCCAGUUAGAUAGUUUGAUUGCGUUUGUGACUGAAUUGUGCUUGUGCUUUAGCACGAAAAAAAAAAAAAGAAAAAAAAAGAGAGUUAUUCUCGUGUCUGUUAAGAGGGCGCCCUUGAAAGUUAUUUUUAUCAACAAGUGUUCUAUAUUGCUUCUUUUUCUGGAGAAUUCUAAUAAUAAACUAUUGUGUUUGGUAAGCUAGUCCUUUUUUCUUGCCAGUACGAAUCAAGAAAACAUUUUCCAGUCA
Molecule: messenger RNA, 1630 nt
Organism: Ananas comosus (pineapple)
Lineage: Eukaryota; Viridiplantae; Streptophyta; Magnoliopsida; Poales; Bromeliaceae
Product: PTI1-like tyrosine-protein kinase At3g15890
Exons: 4
Coding region: 277-1398 (373 amino acids)
Biological process (GO): protein phosphorylation
Molecular function (GO): ATP binding; protein kinase activity
Source: RefSeq, a predicted model, not a curated record